AGAAGCUCUAGAUUAUAAGGAACAUUCAUAUUAAAUAUAAUCUGAUUACUCCAAAAAAAAUGUUUACGUAAUUUGAAUAUUCUGUUAAGUGUAGUGUGUUUUUUAAACAGGUCAUCAGAUGCUAAGGAUGAUGCGCUCGACGGACUGCUAAUGGAUAAAGUCAGCAACUUUAUUGGAAGCAGAACUGUGGAAAUUGCACUACCCAAAAUUACAGCAGAAGAUUUCGUGGGAACAGGACGCAAGGGAGGCGGUGGCGGAGGCGGCGGCGGUGGCGGUGGCGGCAAGGGGGGCAAAAUGAAGAACAUGAUGGGCGGCAUGAUGAUGGCUGUUGCAGCGAAAAUGGCCGCCUUGAUCCCCAUAGCAAUCGCCGGUCUCUUCCUGCUGGCAGGCAAAGCACUGAUCACAGCCAAGAUUGCCCUGCUGAUCUCAGGAAUCAUCGCCAUCAAGAAGUUGUUCGCAUCCAAGGGUCAAGGUGGCGGCGGUCAUGGUAGUAGCGGGCAUGGAGGCGGCUGGCAGAGCAGCGGAGGCGGUGGCGGUGGCGGCGGUGGCGGAUGGCAGUCCAGCGGAGGCGGUUGGGAUAAGAGGUCACUCAGUGAAGCACCAGCCCAAAACCUGGCAUACCAAGCAUACGCACCCAAGUGAGUCAAGAGCCAAGACUUUAUGAGCAGACAAUCUCUCAGAGGUGAUGGAGGUUGUAAUGUUCGAGAUUAACCUCAUAUUGUACAAACGUCCUUAGACCAAUUUUGUGGUCACAUGUAGUUAUAUUUAUGACUUACUCACCGCUACGGUCCAGAAUACCACAUAAUCAAAUUCUCAUCAACUCACUCACCUGUCAACCACAAACGUUUUUGAACUGCCUACACAUGCCAUUCAAGCCUAUUUCAAAGUUGUAUCUAACUACUCCGUUCCACAACACUCACGUUCGGCUUCAUCUUUAACUUUGACAUUCCUAGUCUACAAUUUUUAUUGACUUGCCUGUUCAUUGCAUCUUUAUUCGUGAUGUGAUUCAAACAUAAAAGGCUUGGAAAACUACUAGCAAGCAUAGCUGCUGAGUCAUCUUUUUUAUUUUCUGCAAUUCUACUGAAGAAGCUCUGACUUCAAAAGAGGUCUCUCAUCUUUCUAGAUCUACAAGACUAUGUAUAUAUACUAUCUUUCUCAAUGAGAGGCUGUAAUUCUUCCUAUUACUUUAUGAUAUUCUUAUAGUUGCAACAUAAGUAGUAUUUUCUACAUCUCUUAUAAGCUAUUUCCUUAUAGUGGAGCUUUAUUCCCUAGCGGCCAUUUAUUAACUUCCUACUUCAUUAUGAGUUCUGCUCAUCAACUCAUACAUACGUCCAUCAACAAAUCCCAUCUUACUCCUCAAAUUGCUUUAGCUUUUCAAUCUGGAAACCCGCACCUCUAUAUGCUUUGCUGUUCUAGAAAACUAUGGUAUUAUCAUACGCAUAAUGAUUUUAGUUGUUAAAUCAAUGCGAUGUAAACCUGGGAAAAGUAAGCCAGAAAAACAAAGCAACGGUAUAUUUGAAAUGGUAUUCCAAUUUGCCCCUUUGUAAUACAAUGCUUUCUUUAAUUUCCCAAAUAUGAGAGCCAGAAAAAUUUAAUUGUAUCUACGCCUGUUCUUAUAUAAAUGUGCUAAUGGCCCUACUUUACUGACCAUGACAAAUUGAAUCAGUCACGGUUUGGGAUCUGUGACCGUAGCCAACUUGGUACAUCCGACUGUAUAAUUUAUUCAAAAAUAUUUAUGUUUAUUUAUUUUGACUUGUGACGAAAACGUACUAUGUCUUCUUGUUUUUACCAGACAGUAUUUUUAAAUAAACGAAUGUUAAAAUACA
Molecule: messenger RNA, 1826 nt
Organism: Acanthoscelides obtectus
Lineage: Eukaryota; Metazoa; Arthropoda; Insecta; Coleoptera; Chrysomelidae
Source: the annotation of a GenBank genome assembly